This is a messenger RNA of Anolis carolinensis (green anole), 1330 nucleotides long. Its product is annotated as protein shisa-9-like. The record is from RefSeq and is a predicted model, not a curated record. NCBI's taxonomy places the organism in Eukaryota, Metazoa, Chordata, Lepidosauria, Squamata, Anolidae. The transcript is spliced from 2 exons. Bases 23 to 886 code for a protein of 287 amino acids.
UGUGCUGCUUGGGGAGGGAGAAAUGGAGGCUUUGGGAUCGGGGCCAACCCAGCUGAGGCCACUUAUUACUCUGACUAAUAUAAAGUUUGCUCUGGCCGUAAGCAUCUCAGUUUGUGGAAGGUGCUUGGAGAGGUUUGGCAAAAGGAGUCUGCAGCACGUUGUGGGCAUGCUGGCCUUGGCUUGGCUUCUGCCCUUGGCCUCUCUGCUUUUGCAUCCCUCUCGGGGAGACCCCGCUUUGGUCCCGGGGGGCGAAUGGUGCCGCGUGUGGGCCUCUCCCGGGUGGGUCUUCCAGUGCCCGCAGCGGAGCAACAAGCCGGACGCCCAGUUCUGUUGUGGGAAUUGCAGCCUCCCGUAUUGCUGCUCCUCCAAGGCCCGGCGCCUGGACCAACAGCGCUGCCCUCGCCCCGUGGUCCCAGGGGUGCCGGACCCCCGGAACAACCCCCCGCCCUCGGACCUCGUCUCUUACAAGUGGACCAUAUUUUUCUCCUUCGCCUCUUUCCUGAUGGGCGUCCUCCUCCUGCUCUCGGUCCGUCACUGCAAGGAGAGAUACUGGCCUCGGCUGAGAAACUUCUGGGAGGACAACGUGGUCCCGGCCUGGAACCGGAGGCAAGAGGAAGCCACCGAAGUGGUCCAGAUGGGGGUGUACUACGUCCCGGACAACCCCGACCCCCUCCCGCGCCCGCCUCCGCCCAACGUCACCAUCUUGCCCCGCAAUCUGGACAACCCGCACGAGAAGUGGGCCUUUUCCCCUUCGGCACUGGUUGAGUUUUUCCAGCCUGCGAACGCCGAAAGUGCGGAAGGCGAGGGUGCCUUUGGGUCUCUGUUUCAUAGACACGUCCCCAGCCAGGCUUCGGAUACUCCCUCCGAGAAGGAAAGCUCCGUAUAGAUAACCCUAGGCCGAGCAUGGGACAACUUUGACCCACUCUCCAGGAGUUUUGGACUCUAACUCCCACAAUUGGGGUCUUAAAAUACCUAGAAGGUGGGUCCAAGUUGCCCUUGACUCAUUGUGCCAUCAAUCAUUGAAUCCCUAUUAACGUUGAGCCACCCUUGCUUUUAAACAUUAUGUUUUUAAACUUAGAUCGACUACUUGCUUCACAUGUUUCUGUUCUCCAGAUGUUGUUAGGCUAGAACUCUCAUCAGCCCUAGCCAAUGGAGCCAAAUAUGCUGGGAUUUGUAGUCUAUCAAUAUCUACGAAGAUUCCUAUAUAGGGAAUAUUCCUUUGUCUUAAGUUAGGAUAUGAAGAAUUAGCUAUUUCUGAAGAACCAGCUACCUUAGCCAGAGUUAGAGUUUUGGGAGGUCCUUAGAAGUCCUCACUCCCUUAGAACCAGAU